AUGGUGGAGAGGGAGAGGAAGACGAAGAUCGAUGGUGAUACUAUGGUGGCGGUGGAGGAAUCAACAGGGAACGACUUCACAAUCGAAAUCAGAAUCGGGAACCAACCCUCCAGGGUUCUCGAGUUAGCUGGAAAUGCAGCAAGGGACAAUAAGAAAACUAGAAUCGUCCCAAGGCACAUCCAAUUAGUUGUUAGGAACGACGAAGAAUUAAGAAAGCUUCUUGGUGACAUCACCAUUGCUAAUGGCGGUGUUAUGCCUAACAUUCACUACCUUUUGCUUCCUCAGAAGGUAUUUGUUUACUCGUUAGUUGAAGAUCUAAAAUCAAAGGAAAUAAAUUUCCUUCUAGGAAGAAUGAGAAUGAAGGUUCUUUCAUGA
This is a messenger RNA of Lactuca saligna, 375 nucleotides long. Lineage: Eukaryota; Viridiplantae; Streptophyta; Magnoliopsida; Asterales; Asteraceae. The record is from the annotation of a GenBank genome assembly.